Cooperia oncophora is the source of this 2082-nucleotide messenger RNA. NCBI's taxonomy places the organism in Eukaryota, Metazoa, Nematoda, Chromadorea, Rhabditida, Trichostrongylidae. The record is from the annotation of a GenBank genome assembly.
AUGGUAACAGUCGAUGUACGCGGAGUGCAAGUUAUGUUUCCAUUUGCUCCAUAUGAUUGUCAGACGGCUUAUAUGGAGAAGGUGAUCGAAGCGAUCGAUAUGAAGUUUGACACUGCUUUGGAGUCCCCUACGGGUACAGGAAAAACAUUGUCGCUGCUUUGUUCAACAUUAGGAUGGCUCAAGAAACAAAAGAGUAUGAUUCAAGGGACAUUCGAAGACGCAAGUCAAAUUGCCUCAGGUUAUGCUCCUCUGCCUUCUACAUUGUUCCCUCGUAUUUAUUACUGUUCCCGAACUCACAGUCAGCUAUCACAGGUCGUCCGUGAAUUGAAUCGGACCAUGUAUAAAGAUACUCGAACGUCCGUACUUGGCUCACGUGAUCAGCUCUGCAUUCAUGAAAAAGUUAACAAGGUGGCAGACAGUCGCAUAAAGACAUCGAUGUGUCGUAACAUGGUCUCACGACGAACUUGUCACUACUACAACAACUGGGAUAAAAGUUCUCGCGAUACGCUCGAUAGUUUGUUCACGGAAAGUGGGAACGUUCCUGAUAUUGAAGAUAUGGUCACUAUUGGGCAAAAUCACAGAAUAUGUCCGUUCUAUCGAUGCCGUCAAAUGCAGGAAACGGCAGAGUUGAUAUUAUCUCCUUACAACUACAUAAUCGAUCCUCAGCUGAGAAAAAAUUUCAAGAUCGAUCUCGGUGGAAGUAUAGUUAUUUUCGAUGAAGCUCAUAAUCUAGAGAGCAUUUGUGAAGACGUUGUAUCGAUGGAGAUUUCUUCUGUCAAUAUUGCGCUUGCCAUCUCCGAGCUAAAGGAUGCUAUCGAGUGCUUACAGCUCGAAACAGAACAGACCAGGAAUGAACUGGACAACUCUUCUCAAGCCUUCGGCAGCGGGACAGCGGACUCUGAGAAGCAGAAGGGCCCCUGCUUUCAAGUGGGCGAUGCGGCAAUAUUACUAUCAAUGCUCUUCGAACUUGAGGUAAAAGUUGGGGCAACGUAUAAUGAUCAAUCCGGGCUCAGUCUCGAGGGAUUUCCUGGGAAGGUUUUUCCCGGUCAUCGCCUUCUGGAAACGUUCGAAGGUGCCGGCUUCUCUUACGACAAAGUAGACGCCAUAUCUAAGUUAAUUCUAGAUGUAACUGACUAUCUUCAACGCGAAACUGAUGUGAAACCAGCAUCACCCGAAAGAGGAAAGAAUUUAGAACUGUUGAGAAGUUUCAUUUCGGUGGUCUAUUUGAGUUUGUCCAGGGAAGCUGCUCUUGCUAUCACUGACCAAAAUGUCAGUGGAGGAACAACUAAGACUGGGAACAUUACCCUAGAUCCUAAAAGGAUUGGUAAACACUUUAAGCUCUACAUCACGAUGGAGGAGGAGACAGCCGAAAAACCGGCUUGCACAGUUUUGAAGUUUUGGUGUUUCUCACCUUCAAUUGCAAUGCGGGCAUUAAAAAUGAAUGGAGUGCGGACUGUUAUUGUGACGAGCGGAACAUUGUCACCAUUAGCAAACUACACUCAAAAUAUCGGACUCGAUUUCGGUAGUACGCUGGAGAACAAACAUGCUGCCAAAGGAGAUCAGGUUAUUGCUGGACUUGUUGGCAGGUCGCCAAUCACUGAAUCUGUCCUUAAUGGAUCAUUUGCAAAAAGGAAUGACAAAAUGUACGCCAUCGGCAUCGCUGAAAGUAUUCUUUCACUGGCUAGCACUGUUCCCCAAGGAAUACUUGUAUUUUUUGCGUCAUAUAACUUGAUGAAUACUCUAUUAUCAAAGUUCAAACAGUUUCCCUAUAAAACAGGGUUAUCAAAAACCUACUGGGAUUGUAUGGUUGAAGAAAAGAUGGUUGUGGUUGAACCUAAACAGAAAAAUUUGCUGAAUAAAGUGCGAUCUGAGUUUACCCAAGCUGUGCGAUCCGGACGAGGUGCCAUGUUUUUCGCCGUAUGCAGAGGAAAGGUUAGCGAGGGCAUUGAUUUCUCCGACGCUGAUUCACGAGCUGUUUGUGUUGUCGGAAUACCAUAUCCACCGAUGAUGGAUGUGCGAAUUUGUCUCAAGCGACUUCACAUAAACGAGAUGGCUGCUAAAGAUAAAGUAAUUACUUUUUGA